AUGGCUGCAAUGGCCAUCCCGCUGGCCCACGCAGCGUCAUUGGCAACCACCAAAAGCACCGGUUACCAGGCCCCAAACGCGAAUUGGACCGUCGUCGGCUGUACCAAAGACAAGUAUCCCGACGGUCGAGAUCUCAUCGGCGACUACAAGUCCAGCUCAAAACUCACUCCCACUUCCUGUCUGGAAUUCUGCGACAAAGGGCAAUGGGCUUGGGCCGGCAUCGAGGAUGGCAACCAAUGCUUCUGCGGCAACGACCCGGAUGGUGCAAUAAUCGGCCCGAAUGGCUCGAACCUCACUGCUCAGAACAACGAUGGCUGCACUACACCUUCAGCCGGCGACGCCGGAAGCAACGGAGGUGGCCCCAACCAUCUGCUGCUCUUUUCGUCCAAGCGUUGGCCACGACCUCACAUCCCCAGACCUGAAAACAGUGACUAUGAGGGCUGCUUUGCCGAUGACGUCAACAAUCGAUUGCUUCCCCAUUACGCCAACGUUGCUAGCCUCACAAACCAGAAAUGCUUUGCUGCUUGCGGUGCGGCUGGAUAUGACCUUGCCGGCACAGAGGAUAAGUCGCAGUGUUGGUGCGGCCACUCCUCUAAGACCGACCUAUCCGGUUCAACAGCUGCUGACCCCAGCCCUUGCCAGCUAGCCUGCGAAGGGGACCUGACCCAGUAUUGUGGCGGUUACAGCUACUUGAGCCUCUACAAAUCCAUAUCCUGA
This is a messenger RNA of Microstroma glucosiphilum, 717 nucleotides long. RefSeq names its product WSC-domain-containing protein. The record is from RefSeq and is a predicted model, not a curated record. Bases 1 to 717 code for a protein of 238 amino acids. Gene Ontology annotation, cellular component: plasma membrane. The transcript is spliced from 3 exons. NCBI's taxonomy places the organism in Eukaryota, Fungi, Basidiomycota, Exobasidiomycetes, Microstromatales, Microstromataceae.